Molecule: messenger RNA, 3240 nt
Organism: Oncorhynchus gorbuscha (pink salmon)
Lineage: Eukaryota; Metazoa; Chordata; Actinopteri; Salmoniformes; Salmonidae
Product: solute carrier family 35 member E4-like
Exons: 4
Coding region: 335-1447 (370 amino acids)
Cellular component (GO): Golgi apparatus
Molecular function (GO): antiporter activity
Source: RefSeq, a predicted model, not a curated record
CCAUGUGUGCUUACACUGCAUAAUAGAGUAAUGCUUCUUCUUCCGCGGUCAGCUUUUGUCCUCGCCGAGGUCAUCUUUUCUUAGUGACUGUCCCAGUGAAUGAAGAGAGGGUGAUUGCAGUGACGUGACCGCACAGCUGAUCGGGCGAUAACGAGGCAGACAAGCAUUCCGCUAUGUGCGCCCGGGAUGUUUUUGUGAUGUUACCAAGCCAAAGAUCCACAAAGAAAGAGCUUCAGGAACAUUACGACUGUUCUGGAAGAAGAACGGGUUUCUCUCUCAUCUUGUACAUCUUGUGCUGCUGGUCUUGCUGUGAGGAAACGAGGAUGAAAUCAACAUGAUUAGCACCGAUGGCCUCCCUAAAUGCAAGGCGACCUGGCGCGAGACUGGGAAAAGGCCACAGGCGGAGAUGUUGCACCUUCUGUCCGCUGUCAUUGUCUGGCUUGUGACGGGGACAACCAUCUCCAGUCUUAACAAAUGGAUUUUUGCAGUGUACAACUUCAGGUACCCCUUACUGCUGUCGGCCCUGCACAUGUUGACAGCGAUAGUGGUGGACUAUGGGCUUAUUAAACUGCGAAUGCUCCAGCAAAACGGUGGGGUUGACAACCAGAAGGACCUUACCACCAGCGCCAAAUGCAAGGUGUUUCUAUUGAGCUUGACAUUUUGUGCCAGCAUCGCAUUUGGCAACGUGGGUCUGAACUAUGUCCAGCUAUCAUUUGCCCAAAUGAUCUACACCACCACGCCAAUCUUCACCCUGGCCAUCUCCACUCUGAUCCUGGGCAAGCAACACCACAUCCUCAAAUACACAGCCAUGAUGCCCAUCUGUCUGGGAGCCUCGUUCAGCAUCAUGGGCGAGGUCCAGUACGACCAGACAGGCUGCUUCUUCGUAUUCGCUGCGACAAUGUUGAGAGGUGUCAAAUCCAUCCAGCAAGGUAUCUUGCUCCAGGAGGAGAAAAUCAACUCUGUGUUCCUGCUGUACCUGAUGUCUAUCCCCAGUUUCUGCAUCCUGGCCGUAGCUGCUCUGGCCCUGGAGAACUGGGCCGUGCUGGAGUCUCCAAUGCACUACGACCACAACCUGUGGCUCUUCAUUCUGCUCAGCUGCCUGGGCUCUGUCAUGUACAACCUGGCCAGCUGCUGCGUCAUAACCCUCACCUCCGCCGUCACCCUGCACAUCCUGGGCAACCUGAGUGUGGUGGGCAACCUGCUGCUCUCCCAGCUGCUGUUCGGCAACGAGAUGUCAGCGCUCAGCUGUGCCGGUGUGGCUCUUACUCUCUCUGGCAUGCUCAUCUACCAGAACUCUGAGUUCAUCUCCAACUACCUGGAUGCACGGCGAGCUAAAGCCAGGGAGCUCAGCCGAGUGAGGGAGGAGGAUAUUGCAUUCCAACCGCCCCCCCAAAACCAGCAGGAGAGGGUAGACGCUGCCGGGAAACGAGAGGACAAGAUGGACUGAGAGAGAGAGCGAGGGGGAGAGAGAGAUUUCCUGUCCUUGGGGUUAGUUAAGUCAGGUGGUUCUGUGGAGAGGUUCAGGAAAUGGUCUGUGACCUCAUGAUGUCAUAGUUGAUGAUGACGACAUGAGUGACAGAACUUGUUUGGUUGGUUGUUUUUACCUCUUCACUGUGCCAAUGUAUUUAUUUCAGCCAUGGUCUCAUGGAACAGAAGUCAGCUGACUAAAAAAACAGAUGCCUUUAGGAAAGGGACAGUUGAGUCUGUACUGUUCUAAUACUCAUACAUGCACACAUACUGGUAUGCAUGCAUGAGAACACAAACUAUGUGAUACAUCUCAUGAGAUAUCACGCACUGUUACUCACACUACUCCACUGUGAAAAUGUUCUCUCUGAGUGAGUGCUCAGUGGGAUGGUUGGGUGGGAAGGACUAGGAACACUGCUCUUAUGGAUAGAAACAAAUACGUUUUAAAAACGUAUGGUAAUGUUACCUAACCUUCCCCUGGUCUCGUAUCACUGGGAAAGAGGUUUUCUGGCAGCUUUUAUUUGGGGAUCUUAAAAUGGGUGUUCCGCAUUUGUUAUAGUGCUAUAGCUUUUGUCUAGAUGAAGUUUACAAACAUUCAAGCUAACAGGUUCAGCAUAUCAUAUCUCCUGGCUGUUUGUAGGCAUGGCGGCCAAUAAGCCACAAUGUUAUUAAUCUACUGCAUAGUGAGGCAUAGAUCUGAGGGGAGCCACCUUGUCCCACUCAACGACCCCUUAUUGCAUUUCCCUUCAUUUCCUCUUAAUAAAAGGAACCUAUUAUAAUCAUUUUAAUAACCUCCUACCUUUACAGCAGUUCUCACUGCAGCAAAUGUCUAUUAUAAGGCCUAUCCACUCUCUAAGGAGUCUCACUCAUCUUUAGCACACUCCAUUAAAAGUAUUUCAUCAUUCUCUCCUUACCGCCACUCGAACAGAAAUGUCUUCUCCACUCAGAGGGUGCCACAUUACAUUUAGUCUUUAUAACUGACCUCUGCUGGACAGUGUUAUUGUAACUCCAUUUGAAUUUUUGAAUAUUUAUGAUGCAGUGUUAUUUCUUUCAUUUAUUUUUUAUUCUGUAAGUAACACUUUUUUUGUCCUCUUUAUGAUUCUUACACAGUACAAAGAGGAAGUUAUUGGAUUUCUGUUUACUAAAUUGAAUACAAAAGCUGUAGUAUGUCUCUUACCAGAAUUGACCUUGAUCAGAAACUAAAACUACUUAUUUGAAGUUGGAAAGCUCUUGCAUGAUGUGUCCAGAGCACUGACAUAGGUCAGAAGUCACUCAGUAACUGGAGGUCUAGUCAACUGGUCUGUCACUUGGCCAACUAAUGUACACUACCUUUCAACAUUUUGCAGUCACUUAGAAAUGUCCUUGCUUUUGAAAGAACAACUAACUUCUUUAGAUUAGUUGAGUAUCUGGAGCAUCAGCAUUUGACGGUUCGAUUGCUGGCUCAAAAUGGCCAGAAACAAAGACUUUCUUCUGAAACUCGUCAGUCUAUUCUUGUUCUGAGAAAUGAAGGCUAUAUAUACCAUGCGAGAAAUUCUCAAAAACUGAAGAUCCCGUACAACGCUGUGAGCUACUCCCUUCAGCACAAACUGGCACUAACCAGAAUAGAUAUGAUAUGAUAUGUUUCCAUGAGAUGCCAUCUUAACUGACUUAAUUUUAAAAAUAUAUUUUUUUACCCCUUUUUCUCCCCAAGUCUUGUCUCAUCGCUGCAACUCCCGUAGGGACUCGGGAGAGGCGAAGGUUGAGAGCCGUGCGUCCUCCGAAACACAACCCAACCAA